This is a messenger RNA of Aspergillus terreus NIH2624, 1449 nucleotides long. RefSeq names its product putative MFS transporter. Gene Ontology annotation, cellular component: membrane. Gene Ontology annotation, biological process: transmembrane transport. The record is from RefSeq and is a predicted model, not a curated record. The coding region runs from base 1 to 1449 and encodes 482 amino acids. Gene Ontology annotation, molecular function: transmembrane transporter activity. NCBI's taxonomy places the organism in Eukaryota, Fungi, Ascomycota, Eurotiomycetes, Eurotiales, Aspergillaceae. The transcript is spliced from 6 exons.
AUGAGUACCAAUCGAGAAGCACGACGCGAGAACUUCUCAGUUGAGAAGGAGACUACGAUGCAUCUUGAAUACCAGCCUGGACACAUGCUAUCUAGCGACGAUGAAAACUUUCUGGCCGAGUAUUCGGUUGAAGCGAAGAACAGGGUUCUGAGAAAGAUAGAGGGCCUCCUCCCAAGCCUGGGAAUGACUGGAGAGCAGUAUAACAUCGCCCUAGCUAUUUUCUUCGUGCCGUUCAUUCUUGCCGAGGUGCCGAGCAAUAUUGUCUUGAACCGAUUCAAGAGACCGUCUACCUACCUGGGAGCUCUCAUGUUCAUCUGGGGGGUGACCAUGACCUGCACUGGCUUCAUCCACAACUUUGGCAGCUUGGUUGCUAUCCGGUUCUUGCUUGGACUAUUUGAAGCAGGUUUCCUUCCUGGUGCGGUCCUCAUCAUCUCCAAAUGGUAUCUCCCAAACGAGACUCAGACUCGGAUUGCUAUUUUGUAUACAUCUGCUGCGUCGGGUGGUGCGUUUUCCGGGCUUCUUGCCUUUGGCAUUGCGAAAUUGGACGGUGUUGCCGGGUAUGAAGGGUGGCGCUGGAUAUUUAUUCUCGAGGGUCUCUCCACCAUUUGCCUGGCCGUUGGUUGUUACUUUCUGUUGCUUGACUCGCCGAGUCUGUCUUCGGGUUGGCUCACGCCUGAUGAAAUCCGCUUUCUGGAGGUCCGGCAAGUUGCAAGUAACAUCCAAGGAUCACGUACCAAAGGCUUGGACUGGGGCGCUCUCAUAGGCGUUCUCACUGACUGGAAGAUCUAUCUGCUUAUCUUCGGAAGCUGGUCGAAUGCUGUCCCCAAUUACGCGCUCAAGUUCACAAUGCCUCAAAUCAUUAAAGGCAUGGGAUUUACGUCCGCCAACGCACAGCUUAUGACCAUUCCUCCAUAUGCAGUCGGCGCGAUGUCCGCUUAUCUGUUUUCCGUGUUUGCUGACCGGUAUACGUGGCGAAUGCCCUUUAUCGUCGCACCGCAAAUCUGUCAGAUCGUAGCAUUCACGAUCCUCUUCACAAAGUCGGCCCACAUUGAAGACAACAUUGCUCUGUGUUAUUUCGGUGUUUGCCUCGCCUGUUUUGGAAUGUACCCCAUCCUCCCGGGUGUCAACGCCUGGAACGUAUCAAACAUUCCGAACCCGACUAAGCGAGCAAUGGGCAUUGGAUAUCUCAUUUGCGCAGGUAAUGCGGGCGGACUUAUUGGCAGUUUCAUUUACAAGCAAAAUGAGGCGCCCCGGUACGUGACGGGCUAUGGAAACUCCCUUGCGUUCGUCUCAACCGGUAUUGUUGCCUGUCUGGUUCUGGAAUGCAUCCUCUACUACUUGAAUCAGAAAAAGGCACAACUGAGUGCGACAGAGGUUCAUGCGCGAUACACAGAUGAGCAGUUGCGAGAACUUGGGGAGAAGAGUCCACUGUUCCAGUAUAAGUUAUGA